GGUUACCUGUAUAUCUCUGACCCGGGUUUAGACCGGAGGUGAUGACCGGCGCUCUGACACACCCGGGCCGGGCUCCGGUGGCCUUCGGCCGGCGGGCCGUGCCGCUGCUGUUCGCCGAGCUGCGGCGGCCGGAGGCGGCGAGGAGGCGGCGGGCUCUGGCUUCACUCUGCGACCUGACGCACGACCCGGAACCGCUGUACCAGACCGUGACCGGGGGUUUUCUGGAUCAGUUGACAGUUUUGUUUGAGGAUGAAGAUCCAUCAGUCAGAAGCAAAACCUGCGAGCUGCUUCACCUGCUGACCGGCCACAGCAUCGGCAG
Messenger RNA from Plectropomus leopardus (leopard coralgrouper), 319 nucleotides. The record is from RefSeq and is a predicted model, not a curated record. Lineage: Eukaryota; Metazoa; Chordata; Actinopteri; Perciformes; Serranidae.